AGAGAACCUAAGUAGCGGUGUAGGAUAAUGAACGAUAAUUUUGACGUGCUUGUACGAUAAUUCUCUGCGACGAAUCUGGCAACGCUGAAUGCAAACGUACUGGGGUCGCUAAGAUGGCGACAAACGAUAGUAAAGCUCCGCUUAGAACUGUUAAAAGAGUGCAAUUUGGAAUACUUAGUCCAGAUGAAAUCCGUCGCAUGUCCGUUACAGAAGGCGGCAUCCGCUUUCCAGAGACUAUGGAAGCGGGCCGGCCAAAGCUGUGUGGACUUAUGGAUCCUAGACAAGGUGUCAUCGACAGAAACUCCAGGUGCCAGACAUGUGCAGGUAACAUGACCGAAUGUCCUGGACAUUUUGGUCAUAUUGAUCUCGCCAAACCGGUAUUCCAUAUUGGCUUCAUCACAAAAACCAUCAAGAUUCUUAGAUGUGUCUGCUUUUUCUGCAGUAAACUGCUAGUCAGCCCUAAUAAUCCAAAAAUCAAGGAGGUUGUAAUGAAGUCCAAAGGGCAGCCAAGAAAACGUCUAGCAUUUGUCUAUGAUCUCUGCAAAGGUAAAAACAUCUGUGAGGGUGGUGAUGAAAUGGACGUUGGCAAGGAGGGUGAGGAAAAUCCCCAGAAAAAGCAAGGACAUGGUGGUUGUGGUAGAUAUCAGCCUAAUAUAAGAAGGACUGGAUUAGAAUUGACAGCAGAAUGGAAACACGUCAAUGAAGAUACACAGGAAAAGAAAAUAUCACUCUCUGCUGAAAGAGUUUGGGAAAUCUUGAAGCAUAUCACAGAUGAGGAAUGUUUCAUCCUGGGUAUGGACCCCAAAUUCGCCCGUCCAGAUUGGAUGAUUGUUACAGUACUGCCAGUGCCUCCUUUGGCAGUACGACCAGCGGUAGUGAUGUACGGUUCUGCUCGUAACCAGGAUGAUCUGACACACAAGUUGGCUGAUAUUAUCAAGGCCAACAAUGAGCUUCAGAAGAACGAGGCUGCAGGAGCUGCAGCACAUAUCAUUACUGAGAACAUCAAGAUGUUGCAGUUCCAUGUGGCGACUUUGGUGGACAAUGACAUGCCUGGAAUGCCAAGGGCCAUGCAAAAAUCUGGAAAACCGCUAAAAGCGAUCAAAGCUCGGCUCAAAGGAAAGGAAGGCAGAAUUCGAGGUAACCUUAUGGGAAAGCGUGUAGAUUUCUCAGCACGUACUGUCAUUACACCAGAUCCAAAUCUGCGAAUUGAUCAAGUAGGAGUACCAAGGAGUAUUGCUCAGAACAUGACAUUCCCUGAGAUUGUUACUCCUUUCAACUUUGACAAGAUGCUCGAGCUAGUACAAAGGGGCAACUCCCAGUACCCUGGUGCAAAAUAUAUUAUUAGAGACAAUGGUGAAAGAAUAGAUUUAAGGUUCCAUCCUAAGCCAUCAGAUCUUCAUUUGCAAUGUGGAUAUAAAGUUGAAAGACACAUAAGAGAUGGUGACUUGGUAAUUUUCAAUCGUCAGCCAACCCUCCACAAGAUGAGUAUGAUGGGUCACAGGGUAAAGGUGUUACCCUGGUCCACUUUUCGAAUGAACCUGUCCUGUACUUCUCCAUAUAACGCCGAUUUUGACGGGGAUGAAAUGAAUCUGCAUGUACCACAGAGUAUGGAAACCAGAGCUGAAGUAGAAAACCUACAUAUAACCCCUAGACAAAUUAUCACACCUCAGGCCAACAAACCUGUUAUGGGCAUUGUACAGGACACAUUGACAGCCGUACGGAAAAUGACAAAAAGAGAUGUAUUCAUAGAAAAAGAACAGAUGAUGAAUUUGCUGAUGUUCUUGCCUAUUUGGGAUGGAAAAAUGCCUAGACCAGCUAUUCUGAAACCAAAACCACUGUGGACCGGAAGCGUGACGACAUGUGAAGGGACGCGCGCGGUACGAAUGAAAGAAAAUCAAUUUCAAGAAAAGUUAGUCAGAUUGGUCGAGCAAGCAGCUGUUCUCUCUAAUCAUUCCCGGUAAUGUGAACAUGAUUCGGACCCAUUCAACACAUCCAGAUGAUGAAGAUGACGGUCCUUACAAAUGGAUUUCUCCUGGUGACACUAAGGUCAUGGUAGAACAUGGGGAACUCAUCAUGGGUAUUUUAUGUAAAAAGACUCUGGGAACUUCAGCCGGAUCUCUGCUACAUAUUUGUAUGUUAGAGUUGGGACAUGAGGUGUGUGGGCGAUUUUACGGAAAUAUUCAGACUGUGAUCAAUAACUGGCUGUUAUUGGAAGGUCAUAGUAUUGGUAUUGGAGACACCAUUGCCGAUCCGCAGACAUAUAUGGAGAUCCAAAAAGCCAUCAAGAAAGCCAAAGAGGAUGUAAUAGAGGUUAUCCAAAAAGCACACAACAUGGAACUGGAGCCGACUCCUGGUAAUACGCUGCGUCAAACUUUCGAGAAUCAAGUAAACAGAAUUCUGAAUGACGCACGUGAUAAAACCGGAGGUUCAGCUAAGAAAUCUUUGACAGAGUACAACAAUCUAAAGGCUAUGGUAGUAUCAGGUUCCAAAGGUUCCAACAUUAACAUUUCUCAGGUUAUUGCCUGUGUGGGUCAGCAGAACGUAGAAGGCAAACGUAUCCCAUUUGGCUUCAGAAAGAGGACUCUACCACACUUCAUCAAAGACGAUUAUGGUCCUGAGUCCAGAGGUUUCGUAGAGAACUCAUAUCUGGCCGGUUUAACACCUUCAGAGUUUUAUUUCCACGCUAUGGGAGGUCGUGAAGGUCUUAUCGAUACUGCUGUAAAGACUGCCGAAACUGGAUACAUCCAGCGUCGUCUUAUAAAGGCUAUGGAGUCUGUAAUGGUACACUACGAUGGUACCGUUCGAAACUCAGUAGGUCAACUUAUUCAGUUGCGUUAUGGUGAAGAUGGUUUGUGUGGAGAAAUGGUAGAAUUCCAAACGCUACCGACUGUGAAGCUCAGCAACAAGGCUUUUGAGAAGAAGUUUAGGUUCGAUCCAAGCAAUGAAAGGUACCUGAGAAGGGUGUUCAAUGAAGAAGUAAUCAAACAGCUUAUGGGUUCUGGUGAAGUCAUAUCAGAGUUGGAAAGAGAAUGGGAACAGUUGCAGAAAGAUCGAGAAGCUUUAAGACAGAUCUUCCCUAGUGGAGAAUCCAAGGUUGUAUUGCCUUGCAACUUACAGAGAAUGAUCUGGAAUGUACAGAAGAUUUUCCACAUAAACAAAAGGGCACCAACUGAUCUCUCACCACUUAGAGUUAUUCAAGGUGUAAGGGAUUUACUGAAGAAAUGUAUUAUUGUAGCAGGAGAAGAUAGGCUUUCGAAACAGGCCAAUGAAAACGCUACUUUGUUGUUCCAGUGUUUGGUGCGGUCAACUCUAUGUACAAAAUCAGUCUCAGAAGAGUUCCGCCUCAGUACCGAAGCUUUCGAAUGGUUGAUCGGUGAAAUCGAAACCCGAUUCCAACAGGCUCAAGCCAACCCUGGCGAGAUGGUGGGUGCUUUGGCCGCCCAGUCUUUAGGCGAGCCCGCUACUCAGAUGACACUGAACACUUUCCAUUUUGCCGGUGUAUCCUCGAAGAACGUAACCCUUGGUGUGCCCAGGUUGAAAGAAAUCAUCAACAUCUCUAAAAAGCCGAAGGCUCCGUCUCUUACCGUGUUUCUCACGGGUGCUGCCGCUAGGGAUGCUGAGAAGGCUAAGAACGUACUGUGUCGAUUGGAACACACUACUUUGAGGAAGGUUACGGCAAACACGGCGAUCUACUACGAUCCAGAUCCCCAAAAUACGGUGAUUCCCGAAGAUCAAGAAUUCGUAAAUGUCUACUACGAAAUGCCAGACUUUGACCCUACCAGAAUAUCCCCGUGGCUGUUGCGUAUAGAAUUAGAUAGAAAAAGGAUGACUGACAAAAAACUGACUAUGGAACAGAUUGCGGAAAAGAUCAACGCUGGAUUCGGAGAUGAUUUGAAUUGUAUCUUCAAUGACGACAAUGCUGAAAAAUUAGUACUUCGAAUCAGAAUUAUGAAUAGCGAUGACGGGAAGUUUGGAGAAGGAGGAGACGAAGAUGUAGACAAAAUGGACGAUGAUAUGUUCUUACGUUGUAUUGAAGCAAACAUGCUCAGUGACAUGACACUACAGGGUAUUGAGGCUAUAUCAAAAGUAUACAUGCAUUUACCCCAAACGGACUCGAAGAAAAGAAUAGUAAUCACCGAAACAGGAGAAUUCAAGGCGAUUGCAGAAUGGCUGCUUGAAACUGACGGUACCAGUUUGAUGAAAGUACUUUCGGAAAGAGAUGUCGACCCUGUUAGAACGUUUUCUAACGAUAUCUGCGAAAUUUUCUCGGUACUUGGUAUAGAAGCUGUGCGUAAAUCCGUAGAAAAAGAAAUGAAUGCUGUGCUUCAAUUCUACGGUCUGUACGUAAACUACCGACAUCUUGCGUUGCUUUGUGACGUCAUGACUGCAAAGGGUCACUUGAUGGCAAUCACUCGUCACGGUAUCAACAGGCAAGAUACUGGAGCCCUCAUGAGGUGCUCCUUCGAAGAAACGGUCGAUGUAUUAAUGGAUGCAGCAUCUCACGCUGAAGUAGAUCCUAUGAGAGGUGUGUCAGAAAACAUUAUUAUGGGUCAGCUGCCUCGCAUGGGUACCGGUUGCUUUGAUUUACUUCUUGAUGCCGAGAAGUGUAAGUUGGGUAUCCCCAUCGCUCAAGCUCAUGGCACUGACAUUAUGAGCUCAGGAAUGUUCUUCGGAUCAGCAGCUACUCCCAGCAGCCUGAGCCCUGGUGGAGCUAUGACACCUUGGAACCAGGGAGCUACACCAUAUGUAGGAAGUGUUUGGUCCCCUCAAAACUUGAUGGGCAGCGGCAUGACCCCUGGUGGGCCAGCAUUCUCGCCAUCAGCAGCCUCUGACGCUUCUGGAAUGUCUCCAGCUUAUGGAGCCUGGUCGCCAACACCACAAUCGCCAGCUAUGUCUCCGUAUAUCGCGUCGCCACACGGUCAGUCUCCUUCAUACAGUCCGUCUAGCCCAGCUUUCCAACAGCCAACCUCUCCUUCUAUGACACCUGUGUCUCCUGGGUACUCCCCCAGCUCUCCAGGAUAUUCCCCCACCAGUCCUAACUACAGUCCUACUAGCCCGAGUUAUUCGCCUACAUCUCCCAGCUAUUCUCCGACUUCACCCAGUUAUUCUCCAACAUCCCCAAGUUAUUCACCAACCUCGCCUAGUUAUUCGCCAACAUCUCCAAGCUAUUCUCCUACAUCGCCUAGCUAUUCUCCCACAUCUCCAAGUUAUUCGCCUACGUCACCGAGCUAUUCACCCACUUCUCCGAGUUAUUCUCCGACGUCACCAAGUUAUUCACCAACUUCGCCAAGUUAUUCGCCAACAUCUCCCAGCUAUUCACCAACUUCGCCUAGUUAUUCACCUACUUCACCCAGCUAUUCUCCUACGUCGCCAAGUUAUUCACCUUCUUCUCCGAGGUACACUCCAGCUUCACCAAGCUACUCGCCAACUUCUCCAAGCUACUCUCCUACAUCUCCAAGCUAUUCGCCUACGUCACCAAGUUAUUCACCAGCAUCUCCGAGUUAUUCGCCAUCUUCACCAAAAUAUUCUCCAACAUCUCCAAAUUAUUCGCCUACGUCUCCAUCCUUCUCUGGGGGAAGCCCUCAAUAUUCACCUACGUCACCCAGUUAUUCACCUACGUCACCAAGUUAUUCGCCGUCUAGUCCUCAACAUACGCCUGCGGCAAGUACGAGGUAUUCACCUUCUUCGCCUAAUUAUUCACCUAGUUCUCCAAAUUAUUCUCCAACUUCUCCCCAAUAUUCCCCUCACAGCACAAAGUAUUCACCCACUUCACCUACCUACACUCCAACAAGUCCUAGUUAUUCACCUGCUUCGCCAGCUUAUUCCCCUCAACCCCCUAGAUAUUCACCAUCCUCACCUAAUGAUCAGUAAAUUUAGUUACAAUUAUUGUAAAAAUAUCAAUUUUUAUUGUAAUAACUUUAUUACUAUGUUUAUAUUUAUAGACUUGCAGUUAUGAAAAUAUGAAUAAAAGUUAUAUACUUUUC
Acanthoscelides obtectus is the source of this 5984-nucleotide messenger RNA. The record is from the annotation of a GenBank genome assembly. NCBI's taxonomy places the organism in Eukaryota, Metazoa, Arthropoda, Insecta, Coleoptera, Chrysomelidae.